AUGGUAUUCUGCGAACAGUAUUGGCAAGGGUAUAGGGUAAGAGACCUCAGAACACUGAAUGAGUCGUUGGUCGGGAGAAAUUCCUCAGCUCUCCUUUUUACAGAAACGUAUUCUACAGUCGUCGCCAAGAACGUCGUUCUCGUGGCGCUCUGCAUCUCCAUCAACUACAUCAACGGCACCCUGGUCCACACCUUCACCAAACAUCAGCUCUUUAGGGUGGACCCUCGAUACAUCCUCUUCAUCCACCUGGUUCUCAACGAUAUCAUCCAGCUGUCGUUGUCUGGGCUUCUGAUCGCUAUCUGGUACAUCUUCAACACCAUCAACGUUUCUUUCUGCUGCCUCCUGCUGGUCAUCGCCAUCUGCACUACCCUCAACACCCCUCUCAACCUGGCCUGUAUGGCAGUGGAGUGCUAUGUAGCUGUGUGCUUCCCUAUGCGUUACCUACAGAUUUGCACUGUGAAGAGAACCUACAUCCUGAUAGGUUUGAUUUGGGGGGCGAGUGCCAUCUCCAUCCUACCCGACAUCUUCCUGCUCGUGAUAGUGGAGCCUCCAAGCUUCUUUCAUACCAGGGUUUUCUGUAUGCGGGACACAGUCUUCAGGAGCAGCAUCCAGAAGAGGAACACCUCCCACAUCAUCUGUCUAGUUGUGGUCUGGCUAACCUUGUUCUUCACCUAUUUCAAUGUUCUGUUCGCGGCCAAGGCGGCCAACGCAGAUGUGAAGAAGGCGAGGAACACUCUGCUUCUGCAUGGCUUCCAGCUCCUGCUCUGCAUGAUGAUUUACAUAAGGCCCCUAUUUCAGGCGGCCCUGCUGUACCUUUUCCCCCAGCAUAUCUACGACAGUAGGUUCGCCUUAUAUGUCUUAAUUCAGGUCAUGCCACGCUUCCUAAGCCCCAUUAUUUAUGGAGUAAGAGAUAAGAAGUUCCGAAACUAUCUCAGUAGAUAUUUGAUGUGUGAAGUCAAGUCAUCAUAAAAACCAAACCAAACCGUCACAAUCACAAAGCAGGAUUCUAAAUAAUAAAAGAAACAAGCAAAAUAUUACCGUUGUAGUAUUCCAGAUGUUCCAGAUACAUUUUUUCUUGUAUAGCGCAUUUCUUACACCAAGCAGUUCAAUGUGCUUUACAGAGAAAAAGACAACAGUAUCAUUUAAAGUGAAGAAGUACAUGCAAGCAAUAUAAUGAAAGACCUUCAAUGUAAUCACAUAUGCUAUAAAAAAUAAAGGGAGAAAAGAUGUGCUGUAUGAACAUGUCGUGUAUGUAUAUAUAUAUAUUUUUUACAUAGUAUAUAGUUUGGUCCAAUGCCAUUUAGUGCUUUAAAAACAAGAAGUAGAGCUUUAAAUUCAAUUCUAUAAAUAACAGGAAGCCAGUGUAAGGACCUUAGGAUAGGGGUGAUGUGCUCACUCCUCUUAGUCCUAGUUAG
This is a messenger RNA of Gadus macrocephalus (Pacific cod), 1415 nucleotides long. Its product is annotated as odorant receptor 131-2-like. Gene Ontology annotation, cellular component: membrane. Gene Ontology annotation, biological process: G protein-coupled receptor signaling pathway. Gene Ontology annotation, molecular function: G protein-coupled receptor activity. The transcript has 3 exons. The coding region runs from base 1 to 969 and encodes 322 amino acids. Lineage: Eukaryota; Metazoa; Chordata; Actinopteri; Gadiformes; Gadidae. The record is from RefSeq and is a predicted model, not a curated record.